AUGGUGUUGCUAGCAAGGCCUGCUGGUCGCCUGCUCUCUGCUCGAUCGCCGCUUUUGCCGAAACAACAUGGAGCUCGUCAAUAUUCAAUCCAGGCCGUCGUCGAACAUGGCUGCAAGGGUCUACCAGAUUAUGUCGCUCUCAUGCCUGUUGCAUGUCUGGACUCGCUUCAUUCCACUGGCCUACCUUGGUUUGCCGCUAUACCGCUGUCCGCCGUCUUGAUCCGAUCGCUGCUCAUCUACCCCUUGUUUCAACGCCCUUUGCGCGAGAAGCUGGUUGCUCGUGCUCAACUCCAACCUCUUGUGGAUGCCAACAUGAGCAUCGUCAAACGCAUCCUCUAUAGGCGUACUUCCAAGGGAACCCAGAAGUCCAUGGCCCACAAGCUGAACUUGACUGUGAAUUCCUGGCGGAUCAGAAAUCGUACUCAAGACGCCAUGUCUGCGCACUCCCGUUUGUACGGUCACAGACUCCUGAUGUUUUUGACAACCAUCGUGGUUUCAGAUGGCUUGAGAAGAAUGAUGGGUGCCAAGGAGGGCCUGUUGAAAUUUGUCCUGGGCCCUCUGGACUGGACUUUGAGCUGGCUUGUGCCAUCUUCCCUUACAGAAACAAGUCCUGGAGAAGCAGAGGUAUCGGUAGCCAGUCCUGUUUUUAAUCCAUUGACGAACACCGGGCUUGACGGUCUUUCGGAACACCAAGGCUUAUCUGCUACUGAGAUAGCACAAGACGCUACAAGCGGUUUGGCCCAAGAAGCAUCGAUAGCAGUGGCAGGUCAUCUCAACUCUGCCUGGUUCGAUCCGACUCUCUUGACUGAAGGCUUCUCCUGGUGCCCCGACUUGACAGCAUCAGAUCCUACUAUGCUCCUUCCGGUUGUAUUCAGCGGUACCUUUCUCGCCAGCAUCUACUUUGCACCCCGUAUACAGGGUACUGUGACUGGAAGCAAAGUAGACGAACGAGCAAAGCCGACUAAUGGGCAGAGAAUCAUGAUGACGGUUGCGAUGCUAUCCAUCAUCCCGGCUCUGCACAUGCCUACUGGACUUUUGCUCUACUUUAUCUCCAACAUGGUCACCAACAACUUGCAGUCGCGUUGGCUCACAUACACAAAGCCCAUCCAUCCUGCGCCGACUGCCUGCAAACGACCUAUCAGAAUGCAGCGAUUCAAGGAGAUUCCAGAGGAGAUGCUGCCCAACAAAGCCAGGCCCAAUACAACAAAAUAG
Molecule: messenger RNA, 1212 nt
Organism: Aureobasidium uvarum
Lineage: Eukaryota; Fungi; Ascomycota; Dothideomycetes; Dothideales; Saccotheciaceae
Source: the annotation of a GenBank genome assembly